GUGCGUAUGUAUGUAUGUGAGCUUGUUGAACGUGUGUAUAUGUGAGUGUGUGUCUGUCCGUGUGACUCGUAAUAUGUCAAGAGAGAAAAGGGAGACUUCUCUAUGUAACAGACUAAAGCUAAUGUGUUUUACACCAGAGGACAGAAAAACAGAGAUUUAUCGAAGUAAGAAGUUUUUAUCAUCUGAAGCCCGCACCACAAAAACGGGACGAAUGCGAAAGUAGCGGAUUUUUCAAUAAAACAAAGAUUUAUCAAGGGAACUUCUGUCAAGAGGGGAAGGAAAUAAGCUGGACAAGUCAGAAGAGGAUAUUUGUUUCGGGAAAUCGUAAUAUGAAAAAGGACCAGGCCGAGAUAUCAGGUUUUGUCCCACAGAAAGAGGUCGUCUACAACAAACUUCUCCCGUACGCAGAUAAACUAGACCGCGAAUCAAAUGACAUUUUGGCCCAGAUUAAAGGUAACUUGGGUCGGGCUGUCCAGCUCCGAGAAUUAUGGCCCGGGGUUUUAUUUUGGACCAGGAAACUUUCCACGUACCUCCGUCUCUAUGGGAGAAAGUUCAGCAAGGAGGACCAUGUGCUCUUCAUCAAGCUUCUGUACGAGCUGGUCACCAUCCCCAAGCUGGAGAUCAGCAUGAUGCAAAGCUUUGCGCGACUUCUCAUCAACUUAUUAAAGAAGAAAGAACUGCUGUCCCGUGAUGACUUGGAGUUGCCUUGGAGGCCAUUGUACGAUCUCUAUGAGAGUAUCCUGUACUCCAAAACCGAGCAUCUUGGUCUUAACUGGUUCCCAAAUUAUCGAGCAGGAGCCUCAACUAAACAAAAAAUGCUUAAUUUUGUGCGCAAGCGCUCAGUGGAGAAUGUGUUGAAGACGCUAGUCAAGAGCUGCCGACUUUAUUUCCCAGAGUCUGCCACACAGGAGAUGCUGGAUGAGUGGCGGCCGUUACUGUGCCCGUUUGAUGUCACUAUGCAGAAGGCCAUUGGCUACUUCGAGCUGUUCUUGCCCACCAUCAUGCCCCCAGAACAGCAUCACAAAUGCUUCAAGUUAUGGUUUGAUGAGCUCAUGGAUCUGUGGGUCUCGGUGCAAAACUUACCUGUGUGGGAGGGUAGUCUUGUGAAUAUUUUUUCUCGCCUGGCUAAUGACAACAUUGGCUACGUGAACUGGGAUCCCUACAUUCCCCAGAUCUUCACCAGGAUCCUGCGUAGCUUUAACCUGCCUGUUGGCACCAGCCAAAUGGUAGUUCCUAGGUACUUAACCAACUCCUACGAUAUUGGUCAUGUCGUCCUGUGGAUUUCAGCCAUGCUGGGCGGUCCACAGAACCAGGCCCAGAAACAGCUUAAUGGACUCUUCAGCAGUAUAGCAUCCUUCUACCACCCUUCCAACAACGGCCGCUGGCUGAUGAAGUUGAUGAAGCUCCUACAGCGCCUGCCUGCCAGCGUGGUUCGACGGCUACACCGGGAACGCUAUAAGAAGCCCUGCUGGAUCAGUCCUGUUCCCCCAAGCAACAGGCUAACUGAUCAGGAUGUGACAGAGUUUGUAGAGAGCAUGAAACAGCCGGUGCUGAUGGCCAUGUUCAGUAAGACAGGCAGCAUGGAUGCAGCACAGGCCCUGCAGAACCUCGCCCUCAUGAGACCAGAGCUGGUCAUCCCACCUGUGCUGGAGAAGACGUAUCCAGCGAUGGAGACGCUGACAGAGCCACACCAGCUCACCGCCACCCUCAGCUGCAUGAUUGGCAUGGCCCGAAGUCUCCUCAGCGGCGACCGACAUUAUCCAGAAGGGCCCGCGCACGUCCUGCCCCUGCUUAUGAGAGCCCUGCCUGGCGUCGACCCCAAUGACUUCAGCAAAUGCAUGAUCACCUUUCAGUUCAUUGCUACUUUCACUACUUUAGUGCCUUUGGUGGAUUGUUCGUCAGCCCUCCAUGAGAAGAAUGACUUGACAGAGAUGGAGAGAGAGUUGUGUUCCGCCUCUGCAGAGUUUGAGGACUUUGUUCUGCAGUUUAUGGACAGGUGUUUUGCAUUGAUUGACAGCAGCACGCUGGAGCAGACGCGUGAGGAAACUGAGACGGAGAAGAUGACUCAUCUGGAGAGUCUAGUGGAGCUGGGCCUCUCAUCCACCUUUAGCACCAUUCUGACGCAAUGCUCCAUGGAGAUCUUUAAGGUGGCUCUUGAGAAAGUCUUUAGCUUUGCCACCACCAACAUCUUUGAGACCCGUGUUGCAGGCAGGAUGGUGGCUGACAUGUGCAGAGCUUCCGCUAAGUGUCACCCUGCUGAGUCUCUCAGGCUGUUUGUACCACACUGCUGCAACGCCAUUACUCACCUCACUGCCAAUGGGGAUGUUUUGAAUGAGGAAGAGCUGGAUAAAGAACUGCUCUGGAACCUUCAGCUGCUGUCAGAGGUUACUCGUGUGGAUGGAGAAAAGCUCCUGCCGUACCGUACACAGCUGGUGCAGAUUCUGCAGCUGACCCUGCGGCUGCGCUGUAAGCAGGGCUACACUCUGGCCUGCAACCUGCUUCACCACAUCCUGCGCUCCAUGGCCCUCACCUACCCCACAGACUACUGCAGCGUGCCCGGAGGCUUCAACAAACCCCUGCAAGAGUACCUGCCCAUCAAGGACUGGGGUCGUCCAGGAGACUUGUGGAACCUGGAUAUCCAGUGGCACGUGCCGAGCGUGGAGGAGACGGCGUUUGUGUUCUACAUCUUGGACUUGCUGCUGCAGCCAGAACUCCAGCGUCUGCAGAAAUUUGCUCAAGGAGAGCAGGAUAUGAGCAGGGAUGAUGUUCUUCAGAGUCUGUGUAUAGUCCAGCACUGUUUACUGGGAGCUGGCAGCAUGCUCCCCCCUUUAGAAGGACCCCCAGUCACUGGCCUUGUUUCCAGCAUGGUUAUCCUGGAGGAAACAAAGCUGUACAUUGGUGUUGACUAUGACAUGUCCAGAGAAAACUACCGUGAGGCAAUCUGCAAAGUGAUGAGCCAGUUGCUUCAUUACAUUCUGGAGCACUCGGAGGACGACACCAAAUCCCUCUUUGCUGUUAUCAAGAUCCUCAGCGACUUGAUGCACUUUAAAGGUUCCCACAAACACGAGUUUGACUCCCGUUGGAAGAGUUUUAACCUGGUGAAGAAGUCUAUGGAGAACAGGCUUCAUGGCAAGAAAAAGCACAUUCGAGCGCUUCUGAUCGACAGAGUUCUACUUCAGCAUGAGAUGCGUAAGCUGUUGGUAGAGGGUUGUGAAUACAAGACUGUUCAUCAGGACCUACUUAGGGACCUUCUGCGUCUCUCAACCAGCACCUACAGUCAGGUUCGCAGUAAGGCCCAGAACGUGUUGUUUACGGCACUGGGCACGUACAACUUCUGCUGCAGAGACAUUACUCCACGUGUCCUGGAGCUACUGAAACCCACACGAACUGAUGUCACCCAGCAACAGUUCAAGGGAGCGCUAUACUGCUUGCUUGGGAACCAUUGUGGAGUGUGCCUUGCCAACUUGCAUGACUGGGACUGCAUCGCUCAGACGUGGCCGGCCAUAGUGCGCUCUGGCCUCAGCUCAGCAAUGUCCUUGGAGAAACCAUCCAUCGUCAGGCUGUUCGAUGACCUCGCUGACAAGGUCCACCGCCAGUACGAGACCAUCGGCAUCGAUUUCACUGUACCUGAGAGCGCUGUGUUACUUGGCCAGAGCAUCACAAAGUCAAGCCAACCCACUCCACACAUGGGUACCCCUACAGACCAGGAGCUGGAGCAGGGCCUGGCACUUCAAAAAGCCAAAAACCAGGAGGCAGUCGAGAAGUAUGAAGGGCUCGUGAGAGAUCUGUUGGAAUGUCUAGAUGACCGUGACUUGCCUUGGAAGUUUGAGCACAUUGCUAUUGGCUUCUUAUCUCUACUAUUAAGAGAUGACCAUCCUUUACCUGCCCCGGCAGUCUGCUUCCUCGUGCAGAGCCUCAACCACGAUGCUCUUGUAGUGCGCAAGAUGGCGAUCGCUGCUGUGGCGGGCAUACUGAAACAGCUCAAGAGAACCCGCAAGAAAGUUCCCAUCAGUCCCUCUGAGAUUAGUGGGGUAACAGAGCCGAAGGGGCUGGUGGCAGGAGACAGGCCAGGAAAUGACUGGCUGCAGUAUCACAGCGAUGGCCUGCCACACGACCAGCAGACCUGGGACACUUUCUGCUUUGUGGAAAAGACACACUGGGGCUACCACAGCUGGCCAAAGAAGCUGAUGGUUUAUGCUCCACCAAAUGAACAGCCUCAGGAUCUCUGCACUGAGAACAUGAGUGAGAGGGAGCACAUCAUCUAUGACCACUUCACAGAUCCCAUGUUCAUCAGUCAGCUCAUCAAGUUCUUGUCUCUUGAGGACCGAAAGGGCAAAGACAGGUUCAUUCCUCGACGCUUCUGUCUCUUCAAGGGGCUUUUCCGGAACUACAGCGACGCUUUCCUCUCCGUUCUCAAGCCUCAUAUGGAGAGUCUGGCAGCUGACUCUCAUGAGAGUACCCAGCGCUGUGUGGCCGAGAUCAUCGCAGGUCUGAUAAGAGGCAGCAAGCACUGGAGCUUUAACAAGGUGGAGGAAUUAUGGCAGUUCCUGAUUCCAUUGAUGCGAACAGCGUUAUCAAACAUUACUGUAGAGACGUAUGCCGACUGGGGUACCUGUGUGGCAACUGCUUGUGAGAGCAGAGAUCCACGAAAGCUCCACUGGCUUCUUGAGAUGCUCAUGGAAUGUCCUCUCAGCGGGGAAGGAGGAUCAUUUGUAGAUGCCUGUCACCUGUACGUGCUGCAGGGUGGUCUCGCCCAGCAGGAGUGGAGGGUCCCUGAGCUUCUUCACAGACUGUUGAGUUACCUGGAGCCCAAACUCACUCAGGUUUAUAAGAACGUGAGAGAGCGCAUCGGCAGUGUGCUGACGUACAUUUUCAUGAUUGACGUCACCCUGCCGUACACUCGGCCCACUAAGUCCCCACACAUCGCCCAGUUCACCGAGAGAAUCCUGUUGAAGCUGAAGCCCCUGAUGGAGGGAGACGAAGAGAUCCAAAAUCACAUAGUGGAGGAAAACGGAGUGGGCGAGCAGGAUGAAAGGACCCAGGCCAUCAAACUCCUGAAAACGGUCCUGAAGUGGCAGAUGGCCAGUGCGGGGCGCUCUUUCUCCACACCAGUGCCACAGCAACUACAGCUGCUGCCCCUGCUUUUUAAGAUUGCUCCUGUUGAAAACGAUGACAGCUAUGAUGAACUGAAGAGAGAUGCAAAGACGUGCCUGUCCCUCAUGUCUCAGGGGCUUCUUUAUCCUGAGCAGAUCCCUCUGGUGUUGGAGGUGCUACACGAGAUCGCUGGCAGCAGCUCUUGGCACGCUCGGUUCUCAGUGCUGACGUACCUACAAAUGAUGGUGUUCUAUAAUCUGUUCACCAUAUUGAACACUGAGCAUGCCGUUCAGGGCGUAAGAGCCCUGGUCAUCAGACUGCUGGAGGACGAGCAGCUGGAGGUGAGGGAGAUGGCCGCCACCACUCUGAGCGGCUUCAUGCAGUGUAACUUUCUGACCAUGGACCCCUCCAUGCAGACUCAUUUCGAAGCUUUAUGUAAAACGAGACUGCCCAAGAAAAGAAAGAGAGACGUGGGAUCUGUGGUGGACACUAUACCUUCAGUUGACCUGGUACGGCGUCACGCAGGAGUGCUGGGACUCAGCGCUUGCAUCUUAUCCAGCCCGUAUGAUGUCCCAACCUGGAUGCCUCAGAUUCUCAUGGACCUCAGCGCACAUCUCAAUGACACACAGCCUAUCGAGAUGACUGUGAAAAAGACUCUGUCUAAUUUCCGCCGCACUCAUCACGACAACUGGCUGGAACACAAGCAGCAGUUCACGGACGACCAGCUCGUGGUGCUCACAGACCUUCUCGUGUCACCCUGCUACUAUGCAUAGACGGGAUUUCAGGAUGUGACGUGUUGCUGCAGGUUUUAGUUUUCUUUAUUAAUUUUAUGUUCAAAGAAAUCAAAUACACAUUAUGCAUUCUUGAGGACGUAAUGGGUCAACGAGAGGAACGCGGAUGCUUCUCUAACAGAACCCCUUGAACCCUGAUCUAAGAUCCCAGAGGAGCGCAUGAGAGGAGGCGGCAUGUAAAGGCAUGAAGGGAACCGUAUGAUAUACUGAGAAUAAUGACCUACAAAUACACUCUGUACGUACUGUUUGUAUGUAUAUAUCUAGCCCAUAUUUUUGCAUUUCAACUAUACUUAAUAUUUAAGGUUUACCAGCGCAGGGAUGUACGGCCUGCAGUCUAUAAUAUUGUACAGAUAGUUUAGAUUUUUCUUUCAUCAUCUGUGUGUUGACAAUUUGUGAUGAAGGACAGAAUGCUCCCACCUCUCUGAAUCUCUAGCAUUUCUUUCCCAUAAUGAAUCAUCCUCGCUAAAGUGAGGUUUGUAGGUUCUGAUUUUAAGAUCGAGUCAUCUUAAGCCCAUUGUUUGAAUCCAUUAGAUACAUUACAGAUUUCUGACGCUAAUUUAACUGGAAUUAUCAUUUUUAUCUGCGCUUUUUUAGCAUUUUGUGUUCUGUAAACAUUUCAGCCGUUCUAGAGGCAUGUGAUUUUUGAUUACAAAAUGAGACAUCGCUGACAUACCAGCAUACUUUAACCAUGAGAUAAUGCAGUUUAUUUAAAUCUACACGGCGUUCUCAAGUGACAAUAAGGUGUGGGUGAGAGAACCUCAAAAGACGGGUGUAUUUGAGCUGAGCCCUUGUUAUAAAUCAUCACGCAAGUACGCAUCAAGUCUAGUACUGUAUGGUUAUCGUGGCGUGUGUGAAGGUAAGCCGUUUGUGGUCAGGUGAGACACAGACGUGUGUAACACUCUGCUCACAUCCAAUCAUAACGGUUUGGUUUGGUGUCCUGUGUGUUUGUGGAUUUAUACGUGUAUGUAUGUAUAUGUAUUUAUGUACUGUACAUAUGCACUUAUCUAUGCAUAAACGACUUACACCUGCUAGCAAGAACAGCCUGAUCAGAUUAAAGUUGAGGCCAGUUGGUGCGAGUGGUCUCGUGCGUGUGAGUGUCUGUCCUGCCGUUGGCACUGAGAUGCAUACGCAUGUCGGUGCGAAUGUGCAUGUUUGUAGUUUGGCCGAGUUAUGGUUGAGUCCCAUGUUUUGAGCUGUUCUUUAUUGGCAUGUGACUGAUGUUAGAGGAUAUUUACCUGUAGUUCUUUACUGCAGCCUCAGUACAGAACUACAUUAGAUUGCCUUCUGAAUCUCUCUCUCACACACACACAACUUCAGGUCAGAAGAACUUCAGGUUGUACCCUGGUCAGUUCUGUUUUACAUUUUGGAGUGUACAUAACAGAAUCAUUAUUUAGCUUAGUGCCAAAACUGCAGUGAUUUUCUCUAUUUUUUUAGAUGUUUGCUUUGUUUUACUCAAAAGGCCAAUAAAUGUAUUGUUUUUAACAAAUGAAAAGCGAGAUAAUUCUUCCCACAAGUUUAUUUGGUUUUGCUCUAGGUCUGUAUCAAUAUUCUAUUCAAACAUUGUGUCAUACACACUGAAUGCUGGUAAAAAUGGAUUUUGUGGUAUCUAUAUUGACAUGUGAGCAUCCUUCAUACAUAAAGAAGUCAAACUCAAAGCUCUGCUUGAAUGAAUCUCACAAAACCUGGUAAGAACAUGGAUGAUAUUUUCCUUUAAAGUAAAACAAA
Messenger RNA from Triplophysa rosa, 7610 nucleotides. It is a transcript of the gene psme4b, whose product is annotated as proteasome activator subunit 4b. Gene Ontology annotation, cellular component: spermatoproteasome complex; cytosol; nucleus. Bases 330 to 5867 code for a protein of 1845 amino acids. The record is from RefSeq and is a predicted model, not a curated record. Gene Ontology annotation, molecular function: proteasome binding; peptidase activator activity. Gene Ontology annotation, biological process: proteasomal ubiquitin-independent protein catabolic process. NCBI's taxonomy places the organism in Eukaryota, Metazoa, Chordata, Actinopteri, Cypriniformes, Nemacheilidae. The transcript is spliced from 47 exons.